UUCAAGCGGUUCUCCAAUUCGGACAUGCGCUUGAGUAAUACAGGUCAAUCCUUUACCCUGUGGUUCGCCGACUCCCUCCCCGCGUUUUCUCCGGCUCCCGAUAACCUCACAGACCCGGGAUUGUACUAGCAGACACUGUACGGGCGCAUCAUUCAUUUCGUGGCGCACUCAUGCACCGCGCGGGAUCUCUCCAGUGGGACAUGAGUAUACCUCUUGUGCCAGCUUGACUAAAGAUAGUCAGACUUUGCGUGAGUCGUUUAAACUUGAUAUACGACUCCGGCAAAAUGUACCCAGACGGUCAACUCGUUGCGGUGGAGAAUGCGACACCCCUGCCGAGAUCCCGGCCUCGUCGGGCGCGUAUGAUGAAGCGCGUGUCGAGAGCGUGCUUGCAUUGUCGACAGCGAAAAUCCAAAUGUGUUCUAACCGGCGGUGGACGACCAGGCAUGCCUCCAUGCCAACGGUGUAUUCAGGACGGUCACGAAUGCGUUCUGGGCAGUUCGAAUCGGGGAGGUCGCCGUAUCCGCAAGAAUAAGAUGAAAACCCUGACCCCGAGGAGCAAUCCAGCAAUGGAGCAUGACGGAUCGACCGUCGAUGGCGCAAGUCCGUCUCGUCCCGACAAUCCCCAGACGACAUCGAGCUCCUAUCCCGAUCCCGUGGCAUUCGUACCGCAAGAUGGUCCCCCUGCGGCAGUGGACGACGAUGACACGACGUCGAUCGGUUCGGUGCCGCGCAAUCCAUCAGACGCCUGGCAGUGUCUGACGGGCCUCGCGAGACGGGAUACAGACGGGUCCGGUUCUGACUCGGGCCCAGACCCUACCCGUGCAAACCCUCGAGGUGUCCCAGCCUCCAGUGCCCCCCAGGGCGCGGUGGCCGACUUUGACUCCCCCAGCGACAUAAAAAACUAUAGACUGGUUCAAUCACGCGCUUUAGAGCCAGGGACCGUGUGGCAGUUGGUGUCCCGUUACGCCGACCAUUUUCAUCCAUAUCUCCCUUUGGUCCCCAGAAAAUACUUCGAUCGCCGUACCUUGGGCGCCUUUGCCGCGAACGAGAAACACUUGCUGACCGCAGUGCUCACAAUCGCGUCGAAGGAUCUGACCGCGCGACCGGAGAUUCACGAGUACUGUUCUAGAUACAUGCACGAGUUGAUUUCCGGGAUCGCCGCCGGGGCAAACUGCGACGUCGAGGCCGUCGAAGCGCUCUUACUCCUGGCCGAAUGGGAGCCCCAGGGACUCAGACCCGGGGUUGAGCGCGUCGGACGCGGAGAAGAAGACCGCGCUGCGUGGAUGCACGUUGGACUGGCUCUACGGUCUGGGUACUUUCUGGGUUUGGAUCGAACGUCGUUUCGGGGCGACUCGGGCGACACGGAGACGGAGGCCCGUCGACGACUGGCGUGGACAAGCUGCUACGUUUCCGAUCGGUUGAUUUCCGUCCGCAUCGGGCGGGCGUUCUGGUCGCGAGGGCCGGGUCCUAUGACGGGUCUUGUCAGCCAGGACUUUCCCUCCCUGCUGCCCGUCGGUGAUGGCGAUGAGGACUACGCGCGGAUCCUCCAGGCGACGCUCGACCUCACCCAGUUGUACGGUAACGUCCACGACGUGUUGUACUCGGGGAUGCGAACCAGCAACCAGAUGAUGCUCACGGGCGACUAUGUGAAAUAUGUCGACGAUUUCCGGCUGGCCAUACUCCGGUGGAAAUCCCUCUGGGGUUCGUUGCCUUGCUCCGAACCGAUGCAAUUUACACUACAGAUGUCGUACGAAUAUCUGCGACUCUACACAAACGCGUUUGCCUUCCAGGCUGCUAUCUCGCAGGCUCUGGCCUCCAAGACGAACAACGACAGCCAGUCGCAAAAAGAGCACUUGCGCUCGACCUUCAGUAAUGUCGCGUUGUUGCAGGACGCGCGAUUCAUCUACGAGUCUGUCGACGCGGCCAAGGCGUAUCUGGCCAUCGUCGUGGACAAAGUCCAUCCUGAGCGGCAGCUGCAUUUCAUGCCGCUCCGGUUCUACCUAUACGGAAUCUACGCCGCCGUAUUUCUCUACAAGGCUCGCUCGUUCGGGGUUCUCCCACCAGCUGAAGAAAUGGACGUGCGCGAAAUCGUCCACCGAACGACCGAGAUCCUGAAACGCGCGAGCGCAGGACCAGACGACAUCGGGUCACGAUACGCGCGACUCCUGGAACUUCUCUGGCAACCUAACCCGGCCGUGCCAGCGACACUACCGCAGCACCAAAACAGCGAGCUCCCCAUGCCCAACAGCAACAGCACACUUACACAGCCCAUGCCCGACGACAGCUGCGUACAUUUCAGCCCUGCGAACGACUUCUCCUGGCUGAACCUGGAAGCCGUGGGCGACUACGUCUCCGGGGACCUGAUCUCGGGGUCGGGCAUGCUGGCGUUGGACGGCUUUCAGAAUCAGGACCUGUACCCGACGGGACAGGAGCGUUCGCAGACGUGGCAGUCGUCGUGGGUUGACAUGGCGGGUAGUUUGCUGUUUUAACACCGAGGUCCAUCUACCAAGAUAAAGAACAUUCUCUAGCUGGUAUAGAGGGUGGGAUAUGAUCGGAGGACUCGUUGUUUUCUUGCCGAGGGAUUGAUUGCCCAGAUCUACCCCACACUGCGAUGCGGGGUACGAACGUACCCUCGGGGCAAACCCGAUGCUCUCAUAUAUACUUUGACGGAACACUUCCUGUCACCACUUCAAACUCACUGGCAGUACACAAAGAAGGAAGAAGAAUGGCAGACUACAACCAAGUCAGCGGCCGACUUGCCCUCAUCACGGGUGCAUCUGGCGGGAUCGGCUCCGCCUGCGCACACCAACUAGCCACC
This is a messenger RNA of Aspergillus candidus, 2818 nucleotides long. Its product is annotated as Zn(II)2Cys6 transcription factor. Gene Ontology annotation, molecular function: zinc ion binding; DNA binding; DNA-binding transcription factor activity, RNA polymerase II-specific. Gene Ontology annotation, biological process: regulation of DNA-templated transcription; DNA-templated transcription. Gene Ontology annotation, cellular component: nucleus. The coding region runs from base 285 to 2489 and encodes 734 amino acids. NCBI's taxonomy places the organism in Eukaryota, Fungi, Ascomycota, Eurotiomycetes, Eurotiales, Aspergillaceae. The transcript is spliced from 5 exons. The record is from RefSeq and is a predicted model, not a curated record.